This is a messenger RNA of Closterium sp. Yama58-4, 3987 nucleotides long. The record is from the annotation of a GenBank genome assembly. Lineage: Eukaryota; Viridiplantae; Streptophyta; Zygnematophyceae; Desmidiales; Closteriaceae.
AUGACCACACUAUCGGAGUCUGGCACCGUAACGUGGCAGAAUGGUGCCACGUGGCUGCACCGAGUUCCGUGGUGGUUACCCUUCGUCCCAUGGGCUGGAAUAGCAGUCGGAACGCUGUUUCUCGCGUAUCGCCUUGUGUAUGUGCCGUACCGCAUAGUGCGGCUGUGCAAGAAGCAAGGGAUUCCCUUCCUGCCGUUCAAACCUAUCAUUGGUCAAGCGCUCGAUCUCUACCGUCGCUCCCCUCCUUCUACCCCACCGUCCCCCAACCAAACCCCCCCUCCCCGCAUCCUGCCGUCCCCCUGCUGUCCCCUCCCCCCAUGCACUCCAGACCUAUCAUUGUACGGGGACGUGUUUGGAUUCACUAUAGGGGCGACGGUGCAGCUGAUUAUAACGGAUCCUGCACUAGUGAGACAGGUCCUGCUCUCAAGCAGCGGGCGAUUCACCAAGACAGCAAGGGCGCGCAAGGUGCUGAGGCUGCUGGGGAACGGUCUGCCUCUCUCAGAGGGGUCACUGUGGGCCCGGCAGCGCCGCAUCAUCAACCCUGCCUUCCGACCUGCUGCCAUCAAGGUGGGUCGUAAGGUCACUAAGGCCCUACGCCUGCUUGGGACAGGUCAGGCUCUCUCAGAGGGGUAUCUGUGGGCGCGGCAGCGGCGCAUCAUCAACCCUGCCUUCCGCCCCGCCGCUAUCAGGGUGAGGCUUGUGACCCUGUGGUUAUCUGGUGCAAGACUAUGGCGGGCAGCGCGCGACCUGCUGGCGCUGAUGCUAGCAGCACAUGAUGAGGCAGGCAACGAGCAGAUGACGGAUCAACAGCUCAUGGACGAAUGCAUCACCUUCCUCCUCGCUGGCCAUGCCACCACUGCGCAUCUGCUGACAUGGACGUUCUAUCUGCUGGCGAAGCAUCCCGACUGGCAGGAGCGGCUGAGGGCAGAGCUGAAGCAGGCGCUGUCUCAGCAGGGGGCACGAGACACAUCAGCAGUCACCACAACCACCACAGGGACAGGAGCAGCAGAAGUGGCAGGAUCAGAAACAGGAGGAGCAAAUCAAGAAGGGAGAAGCCAAGGGGGGCCUGCAGGGGAGGGAGAGGGGCGAGGACAGGAGGGAGGAGUGCAAGAGGAAGGCAAGAAAGAAGGAGGAGCGGGGCGGGUGACAUGGGAGGUGGUGGCAGCACUGAAGGCCAUGGGCAUGGUGCUGCAGGAAAGCAUGCGCAUGUUCCCCCCUGUCCCUUUCAUAGGCCGAACGUGCCAACAGGCGUGCAGGCUGGGGCCAUACGACCUACCGCGGGGCACGGAUGUGCUGAUACCAGUGGCCAUGCUGCACUAUGACCCGCGCUACUGGGGCCCUCAUGCCCUCGACUUCAACCCCAACCGCUUCGCCAAAGGGCCGGACGAAGCCUGUUCUCAUCCCCAGGCGUUCCUCCCCUUCGGUUCCGGCCCGCGUAUCUGUAUUGGAAACAACUUUGCCCUCACCGAAGCAAAGGUGGUCCUAGCGCACAUCCUCCGGCGAUUCUCAUGGCGCCUAUCCCCAGCCUAUAGGCAUUUCCCCAACCUUCAGCUGUUACAGAUGACCCCAGGGUCUAGUACGGUAACGUGGCAAGAUGGUGCCACGUGGCAACACCAGAUUCCCUGGUGGUUAGCCUUCGUUCCGUGGGCUGGAAUAGCAGCCGGGACGUUGUUUCUCGCGUAUCGCCUCGUGUAUGUGCCGUACCGCAUAGUGCAGCUGUGCAAGAAGCAGGGAAUUCCCUUCCUGCCGUUCAAGCCUUUCAUUGGUCAAGCGCUCGACCUCUACCGUCUCACCCCUCCUCCUGCGUCACCGUCCGCCUCCUCCCCCGCCUCAACCUCCCCCGCCUCAACCUCCCCCGCCUCAACCUCCCCCGCCUCAACCUCCCCCGCCUCAACCUCCCCCGCCUCAACCUCCCCCGCCUCAACCUCCCCCGCCUCAACCUCCCCCGCCUCAACCUCCCCCGCCCCAACCUCCCCCGCCUCCGCAUCCCCUUCCUCCGCCUCCUCCGCACCCGACUCUCCUCCCCCCACGCAUGGCCCGGCUGUGUUUCUUCCGCGGCUGUAUGAGUGGCGCCAGCAGUACGGGGACGUGGUCGGGUUCACUAUAGGGGGGACGGCGCAGCUGCUUGUAACGGAUCCUGCACUAGUGCGACAGGUCCUCCUGUCGAGCAGCGGGCGCUACACCAAGACAGCGGGGGCGCGCAAGGUGCUAAGGCUGCUGGGGAAGGGCCUGCCUCUCUCAGAGGGGUCGCUGUGGGCGCGGCAACGGCGCAUCGUGAAUCCGGCCUUCCGCCCUGCAGCGAUCAAGGAAAUGGUGGAAAUCAUGGAUGGGCAGGGUCAGUCUUUGGCGAACUCAUGGUCGCACCAACUGCAGCAGCAGAGGGAGAGGAGUACAGAGAAAAAGCAGGAGGGUGCCUAUAAGGAGGGUGCUUGUAAGGAGCGUGCGUGCAUGGAGGUGGACGUGCAGGAGAGCAUGUCCCUCAUGGCUCUGGAUGUCAUCGGCCUCGCUGCCUUCGGCUCUGCUGUCAUGCACCAGGGGGGCGGGGAGGAGGGGGGAGCGGUGAAGGAGGGGGGCUUGAAGGAGGGUGAUAGGCUCAUGUCUAGAGCACCAGCAGCAGCGCCAACACCAGCAGUGGCAUCGGCAACGGAUCCAGUGCAGCUGUACAACGCAUUGUCCAAGCUGGCAGAGCUGGGAGCCAAGAGAGUCUUCUCCUGGAGAUCCCUCGUGCCCUUCUAUGACAUCCUGCCGCUUCCUGAAAACUUUGCCCUGUGGGCAGCAGAGAAGAAGAUCCGCACCCUGACCUUGCACCUGAUAGGCAAGAGGCGGGCAGCAGCAGCAGCAGUGCAUGCGGAGGAAGCACACGGCAAGUCAGAGAAGCAGCAGGGGGUCCCAACAGGGAGGGCAGCUCGCGACCUGCUGGCGCUGAUGCUGGCAGCACAUGAUGAGGCAGGCAACGAGCAGAUGACGGAUCAACAGCUCAUGGACGAAUGCAUCACCUUCCUCCUUGCUGGCCACGGCACCACAGCACGCCUGCUGACAUGGACGUUCUAUCUUCUGGCAAAGCAUCCCGACUGGCAGGAGCGGCUAAGAGCAGAGCUCAAGCAGGCGCUGACUCAGCAGGGGGCGCGUGACACGUCAGCAGCCGCCACAACCACCACAGAAACAGGAGCAGUAGAAGAGGCAGGGGAGAGGAAGGAGGACAGGAGGGAGCAGGACGAGAGGGAGCAGGAGAGGGAGCAGGACGAGAGGGAGCAGGACGAGAGGGAGCAGGACGAGAGGGAGCAGGACGAGAGGGAGCAGGACGAGAGGGAGCAGGACGAGAGGGAGCAGGACGAGAGGGAGCAGGACGAGAGGGAGCAGGACGAGAGGGAGCAGGACGAGAGGGAGCAGGACGAGAGGGAGCAGGACGAGAGGGAGCAGGACGAGAGGGAGCAGGACGAGAGGGAGCAGGACGAGAGGGAGCAGGACGAGAGGGAGCAGGACGAGAGGGAGCAGGACGAGAGGGAGCAGGACGAGAGGGAGCAGGACGAGAGGGAGCAGGACGAGAGGGAGCAGGACGAGAGGGAGGAGAGCCUGCGCAUGUUCCCACCCGUCUCCUUCAUCAGCCGCACGUGCCAGCAGUCGUGCAGGCUGGGGCCAUACGACCUACCGCGGGGCACGGAUGUGCUGAUACCAGUCGCCAUGCUGCACUAUGACUCUCGCUUCUGGGGCCCUGAUGCACUCGACUUCAAUCCCGUCCGCUUUGCCAAAGGACCAGAUGAGGCCUGUUCUCAUCCCCAGGCGUUCCUUCCCUUUGGUUCGGGCCCGCGUAUUUGCAUCGGAAACACCUUUGCGCUCACCGAGGCAAAGGUAGUUUUGGCGCACAUCCUCAGGCGGUUCUCGUGGCGCCUCUCCCCGGCCUACAAGCACUUCCCCAUCAGUGCAGUCACUCUGCGGGCCGGAUUCGGCAUGCACCUUAUUGUUGAGCCACUGGCAGACUCAUUUUGA